Messenger RNA from Vitis riparia (riverbank grape), 1176 nucleotides. RefSeq lists its product as uncharacterized. The record is from RefSeq and is a predicted model, not a curated record. NCBI's taxonomy places the organism in Eukaryota, Viridiplantae, Streptophyta, Magnoliopsida, Vitales, Vitaceae. The transcript has 5 exons. Bases 88 to 960 code for a protein of 290 amino acids.
GGAAUCAACCAGAGAGCGAGAGAGAGAGAGAGAGAGAGGGAGAGGGAGAGGGAGUGAAGAAGAAGAAGAAGAAGAAUAUCUCCUCCAAUGGCGGAAGAAUCAUCGGCCUCACAGUCUUCAUCCCAGAAAUCCCCUGAGGAUCCUCUCAAGCAGUUUCAGAUACCAACAUUCUCUGGCUUCCCAGUUUCUCCAAAUGGCAACAUUCAGAUGUUUCCCAUCAUGUACCCUGCACUUGUUCCUGGGUUAAUCUCUCUGCAGAAUCAGGAACAGGUGAAUCGUGGUGCAGGCAUUUAUGCUGUUCCUGUUCCCCCUUUAAUGGGACCCAUUUCUGGACUUCCAUCCAAUGCUCUUAUUCCUCUUACAUACAACAUACCCACUAGAACAAGCUCUUCUGAGGGAGGACCAGUGGGUGAGGAGCAUGGUCAGGUUGGACAGCCGCAGCCGCAGCAGCAACAGCCUGCACCUCAGAGACAAGUUGCUGUGAGGAGAUUUCAAAUUGCAUUUCAGCUUGAUGUGAUGCUUAUACUGAAGCUGAUAGCUGUAGUUUUUUUGUUCAACCAAGAUGGUUCAAGGCAAAGGCUUGUUAUCCUUGUGUUUUUUGCUUCACUUAUCUACUUACACCAAACUGGAGCUCUCACACCAUUUAUACGAUGGCUUUCACAAAGCAUGCAGAGGGCUGCUGCGCCCCCACAACCGCCAAGGCCGGCUGUUAGGGCUGAAAAUGUCCCUGCUGCUGUAAGGCAGGGGAAUGAGAAUGCUGCCCUGGCAGAGGGUCAAGCUGGAGCUGCAGAUCAAAAUCAGCAGGCAGAGGAUGGAAAUGAGGCAAUUGAGAAUGAAAACAUUGCAGAAGGUGGUGGGGGCGAUGGUGGCAACCACUGGUGGGGAAUUGUAAAAGAGAUCCAGAUGAUUGUUGUUGGUUUCAUUACUUCCCUUCUCCCAGGCUUUCACAAUGUAGAUUAGAUCAUACUAAUAUCUCACUGAGUACUUAGAUUCCAGAAAUCUCAUUAUCAGUGUGGUGUGUUCGGUUUGUAGGAGAUUAAUUGACAGAAAAAAGAUGUGAUGGAGGCGUCAUUUUGCCUCUCUUUUGGAAAAUUUCCUCAGAUUUUUAUUUUUCUUAUGUUGUAUUAAUGAAAGCAAUAUUUUUCAAUCACUUGAAUAUUUGCUUCAUUCAAUUCA